This is a messenger RNA of Varanus komodoensis (Komodo dragon), 12933 nucleotides long. RefSeq names its product neurofibromin 1 (gene NF1). Gene Ontology annotation, biological process: regulation of GTPase activity. Lineage: Eukaryota; Metazoa; Chordata; Lepidosauria; Squamata; Varanidae. The record is from RefSeq and is a predicted model, not a curated record. Bases 247 to 9054 code for a protein of 2935 amino acids. The transcript has 58 exons.
GGCCCGCGGCGCAUGCGCCGUCUCUCCUUCCCGCUCCGCUCUUCCCCCACCUCGUCCGUCUGUCCGUCCCCCGGCGCUGGGGGCAGCCCGGGCUUCCCGCUUCCGGUGUGGUGUCAUGGUGGCCUGAGGGCGCCGAUGGCUGAGGAGGAGGAGGAGGGCGAAAGCUGAGCGUCGCGCCGGAUCGCGCCGAGGGGAAGGGGGCGUCGGACCCCGGCCCGCGUUCAUCGCCCGCCUGGGCGGCGGGACAUGGCGGCCCACAAGCCGGUGGAGUGGGUGCAGGCCGUGGUGAACCGCUUCGACGAGCAGCUUCCAAUCAAAGCGAGCCAGCAAAAUACUCACACCAAAGUCAGCACAGAGCAUAACAAGGAAUGCCUCAUCAACAUUUCGAAGUACAAGUUUUCCCUGGUCAUCAGCGGCCUCACCAAUAUCUUAAAAAAUGUUAACAACAUGAGGAUAUUUGGAGAAGCUGCUGAAAAGAACCUGUAUCUUUCUCAACUGAUUAUUUUGGAUACACUGGAAAAAUGUCUUGCUGGGCAACCGAAAGACACCAUGAGGCUUGAUGAGACAAUGCUGGUCAAGCAGCUGCUGCCGGAGAUCUGCCAUUUUAUCCACACGUACCGCGAGGGGAAUCAGCAUGCUGCGGAGCUCCGCAGCUCCGCCUCCGGGGUGCUCUUCUCUCUCAGCUGCAACAACUUCAAUGCGGUCUUCAGCCGUAUUUCCACCAGAUUGCAGGAACUGACGGUUUGCUCUGAAGACAAUGCUGAUGUUCAUGACAUCGAACUCUUGCAGUAUAUCAGCGUGGACUGUGCUAAACUGAAGCGAAUACUGCAAGAGACAGCCUUUAAAUUCAAAGCCCUCAAGAAAGUUGCACAACUGGCUGUUAUCAACAGUCUUGAAAAGGCAUUUUGGAACUGGGUGGAAAACUAUCCGGAUGAGUUUACUAAGCUGUAUCAGACCCCGCAGACGGAUCUGUCAGAUUGUGCAGAGAAGCUGUUUGAUUUGGUGGAUGGCUUCGCUGAAAGCACUAAGCGCAAAGCGGCUGUUUGGCCCUUGCAGAUAAUCCUCCUUGUCCUUUGUCCGGAAAUCAUCCAAGACAUUGCCAAGGAUGUGGUGGAAGAAAACAAAAUAAACAAGAAACUCUUUCUGGACAACCUCCGGAAGGCGCUUGCAGGCCACAGUGGAAGCAGGCAACUGACGGAAAGUGCAGCCAUCGCUUGUGUUAAGUUGUGCAAAGCAUCAACCUACAUCAGCUGGGAAGACAAUUCUGUCAUUUUCCUUCUCGUACAGUCUAUGGUGGUAGAUCUCAAGAACCUGCUCUUCAACCCGAGCAAGCCUUUCUCGCGGAGCAACCAGAGCGCAGACAUAGACCUUAUGAUCGAUUGCUUAGUGUCCUGCUUCCGGAUCAGCCCACACAAUAACCAGCACUUUAAGACUUGCCUGGCACAGAACUCUCCAUCAACAUUUCAUUAUGUGCUGGUAAAUUCACUCCACCGUAUAAUCACAAAUUCUGCACUGGACUGGUGGCCCAAGAUCGAUGCAGUGUACUGUCAUUCCAUGGAACUCCGCACCAUGUUCAGUGAGACCCUCCACAAAGCCCUGCAGGGUUCCGGCGUCCACACUCCGAUUCGCAUGACGCCGAGUCUUACCUUUAAAGAAAAAAUGACAAGCCUUAAGUUUAAAGAAAAGCCUACAGAUGUUGAAACCAGAAGUUAUAAGGUCUUGUUGUUGUCCAUGGUCAAACUGAUCCAUGCUGACCCCAAGCUCUUGCUUUGUAACCCGAGGAAACAGGGGCCGGAGACUCAGGGCAGCACUGCGGAGCUCAUCACGGGGCUGGUCCAGCUGGUGCCACAGUCCAGCAUGCCUGAAAUAGCGCAGGAGGCCAUGGAGGCCUUACUUGUGCUGCAUCAACUGGACAGUAUUGACCUGUGGAAUCCAGACUCACCCAUUGAAACGUUCUGGGAGAUCAGUUCUCAAAUGUUGUUUUGUAUAUGCAAGAGGCUAACAAGCAAUCAGAUUCUCAGCAGCACAGAAAUCCUCAAGUGGCUGCGAGAGAUUUUGAUCUGCAGGAACAAAUUUCUUCUGAAAAACAAACAAUCAGAUAGGCGUUCCUGUCCCUUUCUCUUCCUUUAUGGGGUAGGAUGUGAUGUCUCUGGGGGUGGAGCUAAUCAAAUUUCUCUUGACCAUGAAGAGAUGACGCGCUGUAUUCCAGGAGCCACGCUCAGGAAGGGCAAGGGGAAUUUCGGCAUGGAAAGCGCUACGGGCUGCAGCGGGACACCAAUCUGUCGCCAAGCACAGACCAAGUUGGAGGUGGCCCUCUACAUGUCCCUCUGGAGUCCCGACACGGAGGCGGUGCUGGUUGCGAUGUCCUGCUUCCGACACCUGUGCGAGGAGGCAGACAUCCGGUGCGGCGUCGACGAGGUGUCCGUUCACAACUUCUUGCCCAACUACAACACCUUUAUGGAGUUUGCGUCUGUGAGCAACAUGCUGUCGACAGGAAGAGCGGCUCUCCAGAAAAGGGUGAUGGCGUUGCUAAGGCGGAUUGAGCAUCCAACAGCGGGAAACACAGAGGCUUGGGAAGACACACAUUUAAAAUGGGAUGUAGCCACAAAAUUGAUCCUCAACUAUCCAAAGACAAAAAUGGAAGAUGGCCAGGUCACUGAAAGCCUUCACAAGACGAUAGUCAAAAGACGCAUGUCUCACGUCAGUGGGGGAGGCUCCAUCGACCUCUCCGACACAGACUCCCUGCAAGAGUGGAUCAACAUGACGGGCUUCCUGUGCGCCCUCGGCGGGGUGUGCCUUCAGUACCGCGGGAGCACACCCUUUCCAUCCUACAGUCCUCCCAUGGGCCCUGUGAGUGAGCGCAAAGGAUCCAUGAUAUCCAUCCUGUCCACCGAAGGCAACACGGAGAUGCCCGUGAGCAAGUUCAUGGACCGCUUGCUGUCUUUAAUGGUGUGCACCCAUGAGAAAGUGGGCCUGCAGAUACGGACUAACAUCAAGGAACUCAUGGGGCUCGAGCUGAGCCCUGCUCUUUACCCAAUGCUCUUCAACAAGUUGAAGCACAACAUCAGCAAGUUCUUUGACUCUCAAGGGCAGGUCUUGCUGAAUGACACCAACACGCAGUUUGUGGAGCAGACCAUUGCCAUCAUGAAGAACCUUCUGGACAACCAUACCGAAGGCAGCUCAGAGCACCUGGGGCAAGCGAGCAUCGAGGCCAUGAUGCUGAACCUCGUCAGGUAUGUGCGUGUCCUUGGGAACCUGGUACACGCAAUUCAGAUUAAAACCAAGCUCUGUCAGCUCGUGAAGGUAAUGAUGGAGAGGCGUGAUGACCUUUCCUUCUGCCAAGAGAUGAAAUUCAGGAACAAGAUGGUAGAAUAUCUGACAGACUGGGUUAUGGGAACGUCCAACCAGGCCACAGAUGAGGAUGUGAAAUGUUUGACCAGAGACUUGGACCAGGCCAGCAUGGAAGCCGUGGUGUCUCUCCUUGCGGGACUUCCGCUGCAACCUGAGGAAGGAGAUGGAGUUGAACUGAUGGAAGCUAAAUCACAGUUGUUCCUUAAGUACUUCACGCUGUUCAUGAACCUCCUGAACGACUGCAGUGAAGUCGAAGAUGAAAGCGCGCAAACCGGCGGCCGGAAACGCGGCAUGUCCCGAAGGCUGGCCUCGUUGCGCCACUGCACGGUUCUGGCCAUGUCCAACUUGCUCAACGCGAACGUGGACAGCGGCCUUAUGCACUCCAUAGGUUUGGGGUAUCACAGAGACCUCCAAACAAGAGCAACGUUCAUGGAGGUCCUCACCAAAAUUCUGCAGCAGGGCACGGAGUUUGACACCCUGGCAGAGACGGUGCUGGCAGAUCGGUUCGAGAGAUUGGUCGAGCUGGUCACCAUGAUGGGCGACCAGGGGGAGCUGCCCAUUGCCAUGGCCUUGGCAAACGUGGUCCCUUGCUCGCAGUGGGACGAACUGGCCCGUGUGCUCGUCACUCUGUUCGACUCCAGGCACUUGCUCUACCAGCUGCUUUGGAACAUGUUUUCAAAAGAGGUUGAACUGGCCGAUUCCAUGCAGACGCUCUUCAGGGGAAACAGCCUUGCUAGCAAGAUAAUGACUUUCUGUUUUAAGGUCUAUGGGGCAACUUAUUUACAGAAGCUUUUGGAGCCUUUGUUAAGGAUGGUGAUCACGUCUUCUGAAUGGCAACAUGUCAGCUUCGAGGUGGACCCUACAAGGCUGGAAUCCAGCGAAAGCCUUGAGGAUAACCAGCGGAGCCUUCUGCAGAUGACGGACAAAUUCUUCCACGCCAUCAUCAACUCCUCCGCGGAGUUCCCACCCCAGCUUCGAAGUGUAUGUCACUGCCUUUAUCAGGCAACUUGCCACUCUCUCCUGAAUAAAGCUACCGUAAAGGAAAAAAAGGAAAACAAAAAAUCAGUUGUCAGCCAGCGGUUUCCACAGAACAGCAUCGGAGCUGUGGGAAGCGCCAUGUUCCUGAGGUUUAUCAAUCCCGCCAUUGUCUCUCCAUAUGAGGCAGGGAUAUUGGAUAAGAAACCCCCUCCAAGGAUCGAAAGGGGCUUAAAGUUAAUGUCAAAGGUACUGCAAAGCAUUGCCAACCAUGUCUUGUUUACAAAGGAGGAGCACAUGCGACCCUUUAAUGACUUCGUAAAAAGCAACUUCGAUGCUGCACGGAGGUUCUUCCUUGACAUCGCGUCCGACUGCCCAGCCAGCGACACGGUGAAUCACAGCCUCUCUUUCAUCAGUGACGGCAAUGUGCUGGCCUUACACCGUCUGCUGUGGAACAACCAGGAGAAGAUAGGCCAGUACCUUUCCAGCAACAGGGACCACAAAGCUGUUGGGAGGCGCCCUUUCGACAAGAUGGCAACCCUGUUGGCGUACCUUGGCCCUCCCGAGCACAAGCCUGUGGCGGACACACAGUGGUCCAGUAUAAAUCUCACCAGUUCCAAGUUUGAAGAAUUCAUGACGAGGCAUCAAGUACAUGAAAAAGAGGAGUUCAAAGCCCUGAAAACACUAAAUAUUUUCUACCAAGCUGGGACAUCAAAGGCUGGGAACCCUGUUUUCUACUACAUCGCUCGCCGGUUCAAGACCGGCCAGAUCAAUGGCGAUUUGCUGAUCUACCAUGUCCUGUUAACUCUGAAGCCAUACUACGCCAAGCCAUAUGAGAUUGUGGUGGACCUGACACACACCGGCCCCAGCAAUCGUUUCAAGACAGACUUCCUGUCCAAGUGGUUCGUUGUUUUCCCAGGGUUCGCGUAUGAAAAUGUCUUUGCUGUUUUCAUCUAUAACUGUAACUCUUGGGUGAGGGAGUACACCAAGUACCACGAGAGGCUUCUGACAGGCCUCAAAGGCAGCAAGAGGCUCAUCUUCAUCGACUCUCCCGGGAAACUCGCGGAGCACAUUGACCACGAGCAGCAGAAACUGCCCGCAGCCACCUUGGCCUUAGAAGAAGACCUGAAGGUUUCCCACAACGCACUCAAGCUGGCCCACAAGGACACCAAAGUUUCUAUCAAAGUUGGUUCGACAGCUGUUCAGGUCACUUCGGCUGAGCGCACGAGAGUCCUUGGGCAGACGGUGUUCCUGAAUGACAUUUACUACGCCUCUGAGAUAGAAGAGAUCUGCCUUGUGGAUGAGAACCAGUUCACCUUAACCAUCGCCAACCAAGGCACGCCCCUCACGUUCAUGCACCAGGAGUGCGAAGCCAUCGUGCAGUCCAUCAUCCACAUACGGACGCGGUGGGAACUCUCGCAGCCUGACUCCAUCCCACAGCACACAAAAAUCCGGCCCAAGGAUGUACCUGGAACACUGUUGAAUAUUGCGUUACUCAAUCUGGGCAGCUCAGACCCAAGCCUACGGUCUGCAGCUUAUAAUCUUCUCUGUGCCUUAACAUGUACCUUUAAUUUAAAGAUUGAAGGCCAGUUACUGGAAACUUCAGGUCUAUGUAUCCCCGCCAACAACACCCUUUUUAUUGUCUCCAUUAGUAAGACUUUGGCAGCUAAUGAGCCUCACCUCACCUUAGAGUUUCUGGAAGAAUGCAUUUCCGGAUUUAGUAAAUCUAGCAUUGAAUUGAAACACCUCUGUCUGGAAUAUAUGACCCCCUGGCUUUUGAAUCUGGUCCGCUUCUGCAAACACAACGAUGAUGCCAAGCGCCAGCGAGUCACUGCUAUUCUGGAUAAGCUCAUCACAAUGACAAUAAAUGAGAAACAGAUGUAUCCUUCCAUUCAAGCCAAGAUCUGGGGGAGCCUUGGACAGAUAACGGAUCUGCUUGACGUGGUGCUGGACAGUUUCAUCAAAACGAGCGCCACAGGCGGGCUCGGAUCCAUCAAGGCCGAGGUUAUGGCAGACACAGCUGUAGCUCUGGCUUCUGGAAACGUGAAACUGGUUUCCAGCAAAGUCAUUGGCAGGAUGUGCAAAAUCAUCGACAAGACCUGCCUGUCGCCAACGCCUACACUGGAGCAGCACCUGAUGUGGGACGACAUCGCCAUUCUGGCCCGCUACAUGCUGAUGCUCUCCUUCAACAACUCGCUCGACGUGGCUGCCCAUCUCCCCUACCUCUUCCACGUCGUGACUCUGUUGGUGGCCACUGGCCCUCUGUCCCUUCGUGCUUCCACCCACGGGCUGGUCAUCAACAUCAUUCAUUCCCUGUGCACCUGCUCGCAACUCCACUUCAGCGAGGAGACCAAGCAAGUCUUGAGGCUGAGUUUAACGGAAUUCUCGCUGCCCAAAUUCUAUUUGCUCUUUGGGAUAAGCAAAGUGAAGUCGGCGGCUGUCAUCGCCUUCCGGUCCAGCUAUCGGGACCGAUCGUUUUCUCCAGGGUCCUAUGAGAGGGAGACCUUUGCUCUGACAUCCCUGGAGACUGUUACGGAGGCUCUGCUGGAAAUCAUGGAGGCGUGCAUGAGAGAUAUUCCAACUUGCAAGUGGCUCGACCAGUGGACGGAACUCGCUCAAAAGUUUGCAUUCCAGUAUAACCCGUCCCUGCAGCCAAGAGCCCUUGUUGUCUUUGGUUGCAUCAGCAAACGAGUGUCACAUGGACAGAUAAAGCAAAUAAUCCGCAUUCUUAGCAAGGGUCUGGAGAGCUGCUUGAAGGGCCCUGACAACUACAACAGCCAAGUUUUAAUAGAAGCCACGGUCAUAGCCCUCACCAAGCUGCAGCCCCUCCUCAACAAGGACUCACCUAUGCACAAGGCCCUCUUCUGGGUGGCCAUAGCUGUUCUGCAACUGGACGAAGUCAAUCUGUACUCGGCAGGCACCGCUCUGCUUGAGCAGAACCUCCACACCCUGGACAACCUGCGGGUUUUCAAUGACAAGAGCCCUGAGGAAGUCUUCAUGGAAAUCCGGAGGCCUCUGGAGUGGCACUGCAAGCAGAUGGAUCACUUUGUGGGACUGAAUUUCAACUCCAACUUCAAUUUUGCACUUGUGGGACACCUGCUGAAAGGUUACCGGCAUCCGUCUCCUACCAUUGUAGCAAGGACAGUCCGAAUCUUGCACACCCUCCUCACUCUGGUUAACAAACACAAGAACUGUGACAAGUUUGAGGUGAAUACCCAGAGUGUGGCUUACCUUGCAGCAUUGCUAACGGUGUCUGAGGAGGUCAGAAGUCGGUGCAGCUUAAAGCAUAGGAAGUCUCUCCUGCUGACAGACGUUUCGAUGGAAAAUGUCCCAAUGGAGACCUUUGCCGUGCAUCACAGCGAUGCCUCCUGCCGGACACUAAGAGAAAACCAGCCAUGGUCUUCUCCCAAGGGCUCGAACAGACAUCUUGCAGCCAGUUACCCCACCGUUGGGCAGAUCAGUCCGCGAACCAGGAAGUCCAUGAGUCUCGAUAUGGGGCAGCCUUCUCAAGCCAACACUAAAAAGCUGCUAGGUACAAGGAAGAGUUUUGACCACUUGAUAUCAGACACAAAAGCACCCAAGAGACAAGAAAUGGAAUCAGGGAUCACCACACCUCCCAAAAUGCGGAGAGUAGCAGAAAAUGAUUACGAAAUGGAAGCACAACGGAUAUCACCGCAACAGCAUCCACAUCUCCGGAAAGUGUCUGUGUCUGAGUCCAACGUCCUCCUGGACGAAGAAGUGCUCACGGACCCCAAAAUCCAGGCCCUUUUGCUGACUGUCCUCGCCACACUAGUAAAAUAUACCGGAGACGAAUUUGACCAGCGAAUCCUGUACGAGUAUUUAGCAGAAGCCAGUGUUGUUUUCCCAAAGGUUUUUCCUGUUGUGCACAAUCUGUUGGACUUCAAGAUAAAUACCUUGUUAUCACAGUGUCAAGAUCCAAAUUUACUGAACCCGAUUCAUGGCAUCGUUCAGAGCGUGGUUUACUAUGAAGAAUCUCCACCCCACUACCAAACAUCUUAUUUGCAAAGUUUCGGAUUCAAUGGCUUAUGGAGGUUUGCGGGACCCUUUUCCAAGCAAACCCAAAUCCCGGAUUAUGCUGAGCUCAUAGUGAAGUUCCUCGAUGCCUUGAUCGACAUCUAUUUACCUGGAAUUGAUGAGGAAGCCAGCGAGGAAUCCCUGUUGACGCCCACGUCUCCGUACCCUCCUGCCGUACAGAGUCAGCUUAGUAUUACUGCGAACCUGAACCUCUCCAAUUCCAUGACCUCCCUGGCAACUUCCCAGCAUUCCCCAGCUUCUCUGCCUUGCUCUAAAUCUGCCGUUUUCAUGCAACUUCCUCAUCCAGGUACACGCCCUUCUCUCUCUCUCACUCUUUCUCUCUCUUUCCAUUAUGCUUGCACGAGCUGCUGCUUGGUUCUGCGGGGGCUCAGGGCAGGAGAGGGAAAGUGGGGGUUUGUUCUUAAAAGUGGAGUUUUUUAUUUUAUUUUAUUUUAUUUAUUUAUUUAUUUAUUUUUGCACACAUGGGUCCAAAAAGAGAGGCUGAAAAGAAGGGCCGGGCCGUGUUUCCAUGGCGCGAGCGCAACGCUUCUGCUGCUGGGAGUGUUGGGAGGCAGCAGAGCACCGCACCUGGAUUGCACCUCCGCUUCUGCUAUGGAGCUGCUGGCUGAGUGGCCUUCUGCAAACUGCCGCAUCUUGAAAAUGGGGGAAAGUUGCCAUCUUGUAAAGCGCUAGGCACACAGAGAGUCCGCUAGACAUUUCAGCUGUGUGUUCAGCUGCGCUUUGAGAUCUUGGGCAGCGGGCCUGAGGAAAAGGAAGCAUGCCACGGGGACGUAUUCCCUGUUCCUCUUGCAGCCUUCUCCUCUUGCUCUGCAAACCCCAGCCACUCUCCAAAGCACUCUAGGUGGGUCUUCCUUUCUACCCUCGUGCCCAACAGCCAUUCAUAAGCCUAUCCUCAGUCCUCUCCUCUAUCAAACCAAAGAAGGCGUCAAGCGAAGGCUUCCUGUAAGGCUUCCCAGGAGCUCUGUGUGGCUAUUGAGCAGUAUCUAAAAGCAGGAAAUGAAGAGCAAAGCUACACACUUUCCCUCUUCCUUCCUCUUCUCCAUCUAGCAGUCUGGAAGGAGCAAAGCACUCUUGCCAGAACUGCGAACCGCUCCACGCUUUUGCCCACCUCUGCUGUGAAUAUUUUGCACCCAGCUCUAAGAAAACGCAUCCAGAUAACUGGGGAAACUGCCAUUCCUGGGCAUGUGUUUCUGUGUUUGUACUCCCCACACCCAUCUUCAUCUAUCUGCCCUGUUCAGUUUCCUUUCCAUUUCAGCUUGGCAUGAGUAAUUACAAGUUCACCUUCGGCUCUUUGACGCCCGACUUACCCAGAAUUUUGUGUGUUUGGGGUCACAUACAACUGAGAUAGGAAAUUGGUGGGCAGACAUUAAGGGCGAAAGAUGGGGAGCCCUUAAUGAAAUUGACGAUCCCCUUCUCCUGGCCCCCAGUAUUAGCUGAAUCGUGCCCCCCUCCAGCUUCUGUCAUGCAGCACUGCAAGGAAAUGUCAUGCAAAGUCUUUUGGGACAUUUUGUUUGCUUUUUAUUCCCUUUUGAUCCCACUUGAUUUUCCAAGACCUCUGAGGAGUUUCCAGUAAAAAUACAGAGGAUGUAAACACAAUAUAAAAUAAUGAUGACCUUAACGUGUUACAGAAAGCCAAACAGCCAUUAUCUUAGGAAAGUAGAAUGUCCUCAAACAAGUUUAUGUUUGGUAUCAGAAAACGGACACUUAAAGCUUUGCUUCGCUGUGUCUAGUUUUUGUUUGAAAAAUCCCAUGUAACUCUCUUUUCAUCUCAAUACUUUAUGGCGGCUGGGAGCAAAAAAAAAAAAAAAACCAGUGGCAGAAAUCAACAAAUGUCUUGGCAUGUUCUACAUGUUGGAUGCUUUUUUUGUUGACAGAAAGAAAACUGCAAAUUAAUGGUUGAAAUUAGGGGACAUGGUUUAUUACCGUACAGGUGGCAUCGUCCUACAAGGACUAUGGUACAGACCUGCAUCUGUGUAAAUUCUGGAACUGCCAUGCACUUAGGGGUGGCACUUGUCCCAAACUGUUGGUUAAAAUGAAAACUAAAAAGCUAACCGAACUGGCACCUGGAGUAGCCACUUUGACCCCUGUCGUGCUCUGAAACAAGCCAGCUUUGUCCCUUUGGGCGCUCAAUAGCCAGAUUUUAAACUCUUAUUUUGAACUGUUUGAUGCCACGACCCUGUGUGAGUUUAAUGAGAGGCGCUCUCAGACUUGCCCGUUGCUGUGCAUUGAUCAGGAUGAUGGAUGACGAUGGUGAUUAUUAUGAAUGAUUAUUAUUUGCAAAGGAGGAGAAAGGCCUGUGUUCGAGAACAAUGCGGCAAGGUUGAAGAAGCACUUGCCGCCUCUGGUUGAAGCAUUUGGCGUGCAUGCACGUGCGUUGAUUCACUGCUUGCCGUCGCGUCCUCCCUCCCCUGCAGAUUGCGAGUCUGGAUGUGAUCGGUUUACUCUGUGGGGCUUAGGAGACAUCCGGUUAAAGCCAAGGAGAAGCCAAGCCAAGCAAAGCAAAGCUCAUCUGCUUCCCCGGAAAUAUCUAGCCGCUCGCCGGGAGGCAUUGCAGGUGGCCUUGCAGCAUCUAUGGAAUAUGGGCAGGGCAAGAAAUGUAGGACCGGGGGGCCUGAGUAGCUCAGAGCAGCCCGAUUCGAACCCCGGAUUGUGCCUAUGUCACACUUUUGCCCCAUCCAGAGGGAGAGGUGGGCACCCUGCCCUAGUUGGAGAAUGAUUUCACAAAAGGAUGCAGAGGACAGGCACGAGCGAGGCAAGCAGGCCAGGCUGUAGGGACAGAUUAAUUCACCCACCAGCUCUCCGUGGCUAAGAAGCCUGAAUGAGGAAGGAGUACAUUCCUGAUUCAGACAGGACCAUCGUUGGAUACUUGAGCAAAGUAGCCUUCCUGUCCACCAUUACCAAGGCCUGGACCUCCUGCCUCCCCCGCUUCGCUCUGUCCUAUUAAGAAAAACCAACAAGACGAGAGCCCCAGCAAAGGCACCAAAGAGCAGUGCAGUAGACAAAAAUUGAUUCUAAAGACAUUUACUCUUCCAAUGCCUUUCGGAUGACAUAAUGGCCUUUUAUUAAGAUCUACACAUGCACAAUUUAAAUAUGUCUAUAUAUCCCACAUGCCUAAAACAAUACUAUUUGUACAAACAGAACUAAAAAUUUAAUAGAAAAAGGAGGGCUCAAAUUCCAAAAACGAUCUCCUUAUAAACUGUAUAAAAAAUAAUAUAUAUUUAACUGUUCAUACAGAUCUGCAGGUAUAUUAUGCCAUUCCUUUCAGCAACUUUUAUCUAUUGUCGGUGCAGAUAUAUAGAUGACAAGACAUUUGAUCUGGCAGGAAAUAGGAAGGAGUCGAUUGAGCUUCAGAAGUAGGUAAAUACUGGAACUAGUAAUAUCUGUAUGUCAGUGUUCUUAUACAUUGGGUAUUAUGAUAUCACUAUAUAUUACAUAACCCCUUUUUCAAGUAAAUCGAAAAACUUGGAAUGUCACAUUGGAGGUGAUUGAGGGCUGUAAGGAUAUAAUUUGUUUAAAAAAAAAAUCUGCCUGGAAAGGGGAGGAUGGUGGUUGGUUAGUCAAUCAUGAUUUAUGCAGAAAAGCACAGCGUAAGAUAUGACAAUAUCUGAAACUCAUUUGAGAAUAUAUUCCUUAUCGAUCAUUUAUACGAAUGAAAAGAGCCUGUACAGUUGACUCAGGUGAGAGAAGAAAAUCUGCAAAUGUACGCCAAAGGGCUCUCCAGAGAGGUUGUUACUUAGAGCUUUGAAAAAGGGAGAUUCUGUAAGCAGCUCUUCUUUACACAAAAGCGGUUCAAUAAUAGAAUAAUAGAGUAGUUUACUCCUUAACAGUAUCAGUGUUUCUUUAAGAUAAUCAUCCAUAGUGCUGGAUGCAAAAUCAUAUAUAGCUUAUCAAAGAAUCAGAAAUAUAGGAGAUAGGUUAGUUAGAAGCGAUGCAAUUGAUUUUUGAAAAGCCACUCGAAUCCUCUUGCCAGGAUCAAGACCUCCAUGUGCAUAUAUUACAUGUUGCAGGCAUUUGUAAAUCAUGCUGUCAGGAAGCAUUAUUCGUCCAUAGAUUUUCCAACAUACAACAGUAUAUUUGCACUAUAUAUACUCUACUUUGUCCUUGCCACAAACUGUUUAAGGUAAAACUCCAAGAAAUCUUACAAUCAGAAUAGAACAUACCUAUAGCAUCAACAUGUGGAAACCCUUUUUUUUUUUUUUUUUGCUCCAGCAUCAGGAAGGUAAAUUCCAUAGAGUAAUUUCUUCCUUUCUAGGCAAAAGAAAAAAGUUACAAACAGAUGGAUAGCAAUCCUGGGGAGAAAGAACCCAAAUUGAUUUUAAGGCUAAACGGGCAGGUCAUAUGGGGAGCAGAGAGGUUUUUGGAAUGUCAAGCCCUCCUUUUUAUCAGAUUUUUAAUUUUGUAUAUAAAAAUAAUGGCAUCAUUUUAGGCAUGUUGGAUCUAUGAAUCUCUGUCCAUAACGAAUGGACAUGUUUAAACCUUAGAGCAUUACAGAAGGACCUUUAUGCGGUGCUGACAUGCUAGGAACAGUAAACACUUUUGAAUAAAAUUAUC